Haemonchus placei is the source of this 339-nucleotide messenger RNA. Lineage: Eukaryota; Metazoa; Nematoda; Chromadorea; Rhabditida; Trichostrongylidae. The record is from the annotation of a GenBank genome assembly.
AUGGUGCAGGCUGUUCAAGUGAUUAAGAAACUUCUCGAUGAUUAUCAGAAGUCUACGCCGUCAAGACUCAAGAUUAUCGACGCCUAUAUGGUCUAUAUAUUGCUUACAGGCAUUGCACAGUUUGUCUACUGUCUGUUGGUAGGAACCUUCCCGUUCAACUCGUUUCUUUCGGGAUUCAUCUCAACAGUAACUUCCUUCGUUCUUGCAUCUUGCCUCCGUACGCAAGUAAAUGAGGAAAAUAAGUCAGAGUUUUCCCACAUUUCUCCCGAGCGAGCCUUUGCCGAUUUUAUAUUCGCUCACGUUGUUCUACAUCUGGUUGUUGCAAAUUUCCUGGGUUGA